AUGAGCUCCAGCGCCAACAACGCAAAUGGAAGCUCCCCUUCGGAGCACUGGCGCCUUCGACGCCCAUCUAACAUGCGCAAUGGUACCUUCAUUGUUCCUUUGACGGGCGAGCGAUCACGACAACAAUUUGACUUGCGGACCUCUGUCGACAUAGCCGCCGCCAGCAGCGGGGAUAACUCGUCCGACGAAGCCGACAGCGAGCCACCCAUUAUCAAGCAAGGGUUUCUCGAGAUACUGAAGCAGGAGGCAAAUGAGAAGGCGGAGGCAGUAUGGGAAUGGAUCAAUUCGGAACAAGGACAUGGCGUGCUAAAAUGCACCUUUGCUUACCUGCUAGGUAGCAUGGGAACAUUCUGGCCGCCUCUUUCCGACUUCCUUGGACACCGCGAUGGGAAACACGUCGUUGCGACUUUGACUGUUUAUUUCAACCCCGCUCGCUCUGCUGGAUCAAUGCUGGAAGCCAUCGCGAUCGCUAUUAUCGCCGUGAUAUAUGCCGUGUUGGUUUGCCUGCUAUCGAUGCUCAUUGUUAUCUUUGGGCGGAAGUUCGGGGUUGUCGAUGCGGCGCACUUCCUCGUCUUGGUUGUCUGUAUCGGUGGUGGUCUUGGGUUUGUCGGUUGGGUAAAACAAAAGAUGAAUCAGCCGCUGGUCAAUGUCGGAUCUACGUUGACAUCAAUUGCCAUCAUUUCGGUCGUCACCAAGGAGGAGUCCAUCCAGGAUGGUUAUUUCUCGGCUGUCAAGAUUGUGCAGGUCCUCAAGAUGCUCGUCUUGGGCAUCUCCUUUACAUCUGCCAUCAAUUUUCUCGUCUGGCCAGUCUCGGCUCGACGAGUUUUACGAACCGCGAUUGUCAAAGCAUCCUUGGCCCUUAGCGACAAGUUAUCGAUUGUCUCUGAGAGUUUCCUUAACGGAUCCGAAGAGGAACUGAAGACAAAGGAGUAUGCUCAAAUCAGAGACAGCUACAACAGUGCCUACUCGCAAAUCACCAAGAUGACACGAGAGGCUAAGAAUGAGUAUUAUGUUGUUGGGAGAGAGAAGCUAUAUCAACUAGAUAAAGCCCUCGUGAAGUCGGUGGAGAGGCUAUCACAAGCUAUCGCAGGUCUCCGAAGUGCGCUGGACACUCAAUUCACCCUUCUAAAAGAGACACCUACAGGAAGCCAGCAAAUUCUGGAUAACAUGCCCCUUGUUCUCAGCCCCCCGACGUCGCCAAAGAUUCCUCGUACCUUAUCUGCGUUGUUCGUGGCCCCGAUAGGAGACCUAUCUGCCAUCAAUGAAUCAGAUGAAGACCAAAAGCCUCAAAAGGACCUCCCCCGACCUAAAUCGGACCCUUCAUUGGAUCAAUCACCCAUGUUCCGCUACCCCUCUGAUAUUUUCGCCCAUUUCAUCGAGCUCCUUGGUCCUUCCAUGAAGUCCUUAUCCUAUACUCUAUCUGAAGCUCUGAGGGAAUCACCCUUUGGUGAUGACCCUAUUAGACACGUGAAGGUGAAUACUCAGCUACGACGGAGUCUGCAAGAUGCUCUUGGCCUGUACAAUGAAGCGAGGGGAAAGGCCCUUCAGAACCUCUACACAAGCGUGGAGCUGGGACGUUCGCGAUCCGAGGAGAUACAAGCAGAUUUCGAAGAAGUGGCUGCUGCAUGUGGGCAUUUCUCUUUUAGUUUACGAGCCGUGGCGGAGGAGAUGGACGCCUAUCUUCUUGUCCUCGAAGACCUCCAGUUUGUGCAGGAAUCUUCGAAUCUGAGCUGGAAUUGGCUCAAGUUUUGGAAACACUGGAGCUUUGGAAGGAAGAAAGAAGGCCUCCGAUUUACGGAUCCCGAGCAGGAGGAACUUCUUCCCAGCCAGCCCGUCAAUCGUCUUAGGCAAAGCGCUUUGCCAAAAGGAAUACCCAAGCAGAUGAUCUCGCGCCGAGAUACCUUCAAUUGGGAUGCUGCGCCUCAUGCUAAUAGGAUUAAGAGGGCAUUCUCACAAAAGGUACUCAAAUUAAUGCGCUUUUUGACCCGAGAGGAUAUUAUCUUUGGUGUCAAGGUUUGCAUUGGUGCUAUACUAUACGCCCAGUUCGCUUUUAUUCCUAGCACACGCCCCAUCUACGAGACAUGGAGAGGUGAAUGGGGGCUCUUAUCCUACAUGAUUGUUGUCGCUAUGACAACAGGUGCCUCCAACACUACCAGCACUUCUAGGUUUAUCGGAACCCUGAUUGGCGCCGGCUGCGCAGUGGUAGCCUGGAUCAUCGGCCAAGAGAACCCAUUCUUGUUGGCCUUCUUGGGCUGGCUUGUUGCGCUCUGGAACUCGUAUCUGAUCGUGGUUCUCAACAACGCUUCCAUGGGCAGAAUUUGUCUGUUGGCAUACAACGUGAUCACGCUUUAUGCCUACAGCAUCUCUCAGGAUGUCGACGACGACGAUGACGAUGAAGGAGGAACAAGCCCCAUGAUCUUUGAAAUUGCUUUCCAUCGUGUUGUCGCCGUGACAAUUGGAAUCCUUUGGGGAAUGAUAUUUUGUCGAUUGGUGUGGCCUAUCUCUGCUCGUCGCAAAUUCCGCGAAGGUCUCGCGGUUCUCUACCUUCAGAUGGGCCUUAUUUGGAAACGUGGCCCGCUGGCUGUUCUCAAGGACUCGAGAAGUUUGCCCGACUACAUGCGAGAGGGCGAGCAGGCCGCACUUCAACGUUAUGCCUACAAGCUUGAAAGCCUCAGAACUUCUGCUCAGGCUGAGUUCGAGCUGCGAGGCCCCUUCCCGAGUGCAUCUUAUGGCAGGAUCAUGCGUUCAACCAAACACAUCCUGGAUGGUUUCUAUGCCAUGCGACUCAUCGGCCAGAAGCGUGCGCAGCUAUCCGAGGGAGAAUGCGCCCUUCUUGACUUCACAGCCGAGGAACGCGAACAACUGUGCCAACGAAUUUGCCAUGUAUUCCAGGUACUCGCCUCCUGCAUCAUGCUCGAGUACCCCCUCACGGAUGCCAUCCCCACCGUUGACCGUAACAAGGACCGCCUCCUGGGCAAGAUAUACCAAUUCCGCAAGGACCACAUGGCCGAUCAGCUCAUCAACAAUGGCCACGCCGCCAUUGCGGACGAGAGCGACUAUGCCCUCCUGUAUGCAUACACGCUCGUGACGGCACAGGUGGCCGAGGAGCUCAAAAAGGUCCGCGAGGAGAUUGAGGCAUUGUUUGGUGUGCUCCACGAAGAAUCACUUUUGCUUGAGUAG
Messenger RNA from Clonostachys solani, 3180 nucleotides. The record is from the annotation of a GenBank genome assembly. Lineage: Eukaryota; Fungi; Ascomycota; Sordariomycetes; Hypocreales; Bionectriaceae.